Lindgomyces ingoldianus is the source of this 870-nucleotide messenger RNA. RefSeq names its product NAD(P)-binding protein. Lineage: Eukaryota; Fungi; Ascomycota; Dothideomycetes; Pleosporales; Lindgomycetaceae. The coding region runs from base 1 to 870 and encodes 289 amino acids. The transcript is spliced from 3 exons. The record is from RefSeq and is a predicted model, not a curated record.
AUGGCGGACCUUUUCCGUCUCGAAGAUGGGUCACCAAAGACUGCCAUCGUAACAGGAGGAGCUGGUGGGAUCGGGGCCCAGACCAUCCGGGCCUUCUGUGAGAAAGGAUGUAAUGUAGUGAUCGCGGAUUUGCCAUUCGCCCAAGAGACGGCAAAACACUUGAUAUCCUCCCUUCCAGAGCCAAACCGCGCAAUGUAUCAUCCGACAAACAUUGUCAAUUGGGCAGAUGUGAAAUCGCUCUACCGGAAAACCAUCGAGAGGUUCGGCCAAGUUGACAUAGUCAUUGCGAACGCCGGUAUAAUGGAAAGCCAGGAGUUCUUCGACUUUGAGGAGGAUGAAGAUGGGGAAUUGAAGGAGCCUGUAGACGCGUACCGAGUAAUUGAUGUGAAUCUUAAGGGCACCAGGAACAACUCGGAUGGCGCGCGAGGUUCAAUAGUAUUCAUAGCCUCGACGUCAGGAUAUUUCGGCGGAACAGGCGUCGUGUCAUACAUCUCCUCGAAGCACGGUGUGGUUGGCCUCUGUCGAUCUUCUCAGCGCAUCGCGAACCAGUUGCAGAUACGAGUUAAUGUCGUCGCGCCAUUCUUCACGCCCACAUAUAUGACUGGAGGUUACGCCACCAAAUGGAGGGAAAGGGGGCUCCCGGCAAAUACGGUCGAAGAUGUGGCUACCGCAGUUGUGCGAACCGCGACGAACCCAGAGAGAAAGGGACAUAGCGUUAUGGUUGCUGGGCGGGUGGUAAGGGAGAUUGAAACAGCAAGAAGAGACUUGACGAAACAGUGGCUUGGUAAUGAAAUCGCGCAGAUAAUGGCGGACGGGGGGAAGUUCUUCGAUGAGAUGGGAGGGUAUCCGCUGCCAAAAGCUCAUGGAUAG